Messenger RNA from Formica exsecta, 5721 nucleotides. RefSeq names its product collagen alpha-1(XVIII) chain (gene Mp). The record is from RefSeq and is a predicted model, not a curated record. The transcript is spliced from 24 exons. Lineage: Eukaryota; Metazoa; Arthropoda; Insecta; Hymenoptera; Formicidae. Bases 1430 to 4933 code for a protein of 1167 amino acids.
UGUCGACGCGAUCGUUCGCACUGGUGUACACCCGCAGCUCCUCUCGCGCGCGAAACUUGUUCUGCGUCAGUAAGUACUCCGAGUAAAAGAGUGGCUGAGAUAAUAUCGAGAGAGUUAAAGAGAAUAUGUGAAGAACAGAUAAUUGGCUAUAUCUUAGAAAAAAGCAUCUCGCAGCGAUAUCGAAGAGUGGAUUGUAAGAGGACUCCGGGCUUGAACCGAGGAGAAGUGCGCGCGGGAGAUAAACGGAAAAGGAAACGUCAAUUCAACAACACGGAAAGAGAAAAGCGGGAUCAUCUUCGAUGCGCGAUCGGAUAAAAUCGGUACAAUUUGCGAUAAUUGCGGAAUUGGAAAGCAAGUAUUACUUUAGAAGACAUUACUUUUGAGGGUCAUCAUUCUUUUCAAUUGGUAAUAGAAUAUCGAUAAGUCGAGGAGAAAGAUAAUAUAUAAAUAUACGAGUGACUAUCACACGAAGAAUCACACUAGUAAACAGAGACUAUUAAAAAAUUAGAUAGUUAUAGCGGACACGAGUUUGCGAUUACAAUUAUCAUCGUGAUAUACCUGUCGCAUUGUCGCAUAUCACCGUCACGUGUGACGUUUCUCUUCGGUUGUGAAACUCUCCCGAGUAACAGUUUCUUCCGCGUCACGUGACAAUAUUGGCGAUUUAGGACAGACGAUCAACUACUGUUUGGACAAUUAUCAAACAGACGAACGUUGCAGCAAGAUAUCAUAAAGAAAACGGAGAUCGUAACUCUCGUCUCCGAUGCAAUCAGCGACUUGACACGGCAUCACAUAUCUUUUUGAUACGCACUCCGGACGAGGAUUAGAACCGCAACAAGCACCACGAGGCGUCGUGAGACGAGAACGACCAGUGGCGGCAGAGAAGGAGAGUAGAAGGAGAGGGAGAGGGGGGAGAAAAAUCAAGAAGAAAGUAGCAAGUGUCACGGCGGGGAAUCUUGUCAGUGAGUAGUGGACUGUGGUGCAGAUCGCGGGACAUCGCGCGCGUGUGUGACAAGGAUCCUCGCGGGGGAGGAAAGACGCGCAGGACGACGACGAAGCAGAAAAGGAAGGGGUGCAGGUUGGGCAAGCACGCGCGGCCGAGACUUGCGCUCGAUACGGCACGCGCGCGAUUCGACUCGAUCGUCGCUUCCGAUUGCCACCGGCCGGCACCUGGUCCGGAAGUAGACCUUGUGACCUUGCGGUCCCGACCUUGGAAAUUGGCGCCACCGUCGUUCGCGAAGCAUCGUCGGGAAUUUGCGACGCGAAACUUGCGCGACUGCCGUAAAGGACGCGCGAGUGUUUGAGAGAGGAAAUAGAAGCAUUUUUAAUCGGUCUAUUUAAUCGCUACAAGGAGAGACGUCUUCCUUUUCUCGGGGACGAAGAAGAGUUAUCAGUGAUUGAAUCAUCUGUCACCCCGAUGGAAUGAUUCAAUAUGCCUAGAUUGUCACUGGUGAUCUUCGUCGCGUUGUGCGCGACGUGCAGCCGCGCGGAUUUUUUCGGCGAGAAAAAGGAAGUAGUAUACGAUUUAAUGGAGGCGUCGGUGUCGUCAAUGACGGACGAUAACAAUCUUUAUAUAGAUGACGGUCUGGACGGAUUCCCGGCAUUUGGCUUUCGACCCGGAUCCGAAGUGAAACAACCACACAGAUUGUACCUCCCGGAAAAGUUGCCAGCCGAGUUCACUCUAGUGGCCACAUUUAAGCCGACCUCUUUCCGUACGAGCUACCUCUUUGCCGUCCUUAAUCCCUUCGAAACCGUCGUCCAAUUGGGCAUUAGAAUUUCGGACGGACCGGGCUCGAACCAGAACGUCUCGUUGGUUUAUACAAACUCGGACGAGCAUUCGCACUCGGAGGAGGUGGCGAAAUUUACCGUGCCGAAGCUUACGAAGAAGUGGUCGAAGAUCGUCAUUAAGGUUUCCGCGACCGAUGUCACCUUCUACCUCAAUUGCCACGAGAUGGCCCGACAGAGGGUCACCAGAAUCCCCCAGGAAUUAGUAUUCGACACCGCCAGUACGCUCUAUAUCGCGCAAGCCGGGCCCCACAUCCAGGAACGAUACGACGGUUUGCUGCAAUCUUUGAAGCUAUACUCCGGCCAUCCUCCGGAUCUUGUAAAAUGCUCUGCUGACUUUGACUUUCCAGCAGAAGAAGAGCUCGGCUCUGGUGAUUACGAUCUCAACUUGUUCGAUGGUUCUGGCAACGCUGAUUUGAAUAAGAUCAGUCGGGAUGCGGACGAAGACAAAAGCGAGGAGAGUAAUCCACCGCCAUUCAUCACACCCCCGCCUCCGAAUCCAGAUUAUAAAGGUCCGAAAGGCGAAAAAGGCGACAAAGGGGAUAAAGGGGAGAGCGUCAGGGGUCCUCCAGGCCCUCCGGGCCCGCCUGGUCGCGAUGAAGAUUGGCUAAUGAAGAUACCACAGGGACCACCUGGUCAGAAAGGAGACCCUGGCACUUGCACCUGUAACGCUACGGCCUUAAUGUCUUCCUUUACGAUGCCGAAGAUGAUACAAGGGCCGAAGGGUGAGCCAGGAGUACCGGGACAGGAAGGCAAACAAGGCUUGACGGGUCUUACGGGUGUGGCAGGACAGCCAGGGGAAAGAGGGCUGCCCGGCCCGUCCGGGACGAAAGGUGACAAGGGUGAUAUUGGAAUACCGGGGCCGGAAGGUCCCCAAGGUCAGAAGGGCGAACCGGGUCGCGACGGAAUUCCCGGUGAAAAGGGCGCGCAGGGUCCGCCGGGACCGCCUGGGAAAGGAGAAUUCUCUAGUUAUGACCCUAGUUGGAAACCUCGAAAUAUUUAUAGGACGGAAGGAGGUAUCACGAUGAGGCCAGGACUCCCAGGACAGAAAGGUGAACCAGGCAUCUCAGGAAGUCCUGGCCCUAAAGGCGAGGCUGGAAUACCAGGGUCUAAGGGUAUCAAGGGCGAGCCAGGGCACAAAGGUGCCAAGGGUGACCAUGGGAAGGAUGGUCCCAGAGGAAUUCAAGGUUUCAAGGGUGAACCAGGCGUAGCCGGUGCACCCGGUCUGCCUGGUGCACCUGGCGAGAAUGGACGACCGGCGGAGAAGGGCGCUAAGGGCGACACAGGACCCGAAGGCAAACCAGGACCUCCGGGACCACCCGGUCCACAUGGUGGACUACCUAACGGUCCCGGUGGGAUAAACGUAGGGGAUCUUGGAUUCGGCACAAAGGGCGACAAAGGAGAUACUGGAGCGCGCGGGUAUAAAGGAGAUAAGGGCACGAAGGGCGAGAAAGGCGAUAAGGGUGAUGCCGGUCCAGCUGGUACUCCUGGAAUAAAUGGUAUUCAAGGGCCUCAAGGAGAUAAAGGCGAACCUGGCAAAGACGGGAUAUCAGGAUUACCCGGUAUACCUGGCUCUAAGGGCGAGAGAGGCGAAAGAGGUCCUCCUGGAGCCACUACCAUUGCCAAUUCCGGCGACUAUAUCACUAUCAAAGGCGAGAAAGGCGCCGAAGGAAAACGAGGCAGGAGAGGACGACCUGGACCGCCCGGUCCUGUGGGUCCUCCCGGGAAACCAGGAACUAUGGGAGAGAUCGGUCUACCAGGAUGGAUGAACACGAUGAAGGGUCGUCCUGGGACACCUGGAAUUCCGGGAAGUAUCGGACCAAUGGGACCCAAGGGAGAAAAGGGGGAGCCCGGCGCACCGAGUCCUUACGGUGUUUCCGUCGGUAUUAAAGGCGACAAAGGAGUCGAUGGUUUUCCCGGAAUUCCUGGCCAACCGGGAAGAGAGGGUCAAAGGGGACCUCCAGGACCACCUGGACCUCCUGGACCACUGUCCCAAGGAAAAUACAUCCCGGUUCCAGGACCUCCAGGUCCUCCCGGACCCCCUGGUCCGCCUGGAUUAUCCUUAAUCGGACAGAAAGGCGAACCUGGAAUCGGUAGAAGUCACGUUUUCGGUGAAAGGGAUUAUUACGGCUCUAGACAAGGACCCAGAAGUAGUCUGGACGAAUUGAAAGCUCUACGUGAACUCAAGCAAUUGAAAGAAUUAAAGGAGCAAUUAGGGGUUGUCACUGCCGCUACAAGGGGGCCUUUAGAAAGUACAACGAAAAUUGUGCCAGGAGCUGUUACAUUCCAAAAUACAGAAGCCAUGACAAAAAUGUCUAGUGUUAGUCCAGUUGGAACUCUGGCUUACAUCAUAGACGAACAAGCUUUAUUAGUCAGAGUUAAUAACGGAUGGCAAUACAUAGCACUCGGAUCACUUUUGCCUAUCACAACGCCAGCACCGCCAACCACGGCACCGCCACCAGCAAAUCCUCCCUUCGAAGCGUCGAACUUGAUUAACCAGAUACCCGUGAAAGCUGACGGAACAGGGUGGUAUCCGCGAAUGUUGAGAAUGGCUGCAUUGAAUGAGCCAUUUACUGGAGAUAUGCACGGUAUACGAGGAGCAGACUAUGCUUGCUAUCGACAAGCUAAACGAGCAGGCUUAAGAGGUACAUUCCGCGCUUUUCUCAGCUCUCGAGUUCAAAAUGUCGAUAGUAUCGUCAGAUUAGGAGAUCGAGAUCUUCCUAUAGUUAACAUAAAGGGCGAUGUGCUAUUCAAUUCUUGGAAAGAGAUGUUCAACGGAAACGGGGCGUAUUUCUCUCAGAAUCCCAGAAUCUACAGUUUUAACGGGAAGAACAUUCUUACCGACUUUGCGUGGCCUGAGAAAAUCGCAUGGCAUGGUUCUCACAAACUUGGCGAUCGUGCGAUGGACACUUAUUGCGAUGCCUGGCACUCGAGCAGCUCAGAUCGCUAUGGAUUGGGCUCGCCGUUGACUGGCGGCCGGCUGCUGGAACAAGUGCGAUAUUCGUGCGACAAUAAAUUCGCGCUGCUAUGCAUCGAAGUGACGAGCGAAAUGGUGAGAAGACGGCGGAGCGUCAAUGGUCAAUCGGAAAACGACGUUGAGAUGACGGAAAACGACUAUGUGGAAUACUUGGAAGAACUCAUGCAAUACUGAACACUCAUUCUCUCUUUCUCGAUUAUCACCGUCACUUGUAACGCGAAAACCAAGCCGUCAUAUCGAUAUAAUACAUAUCGCGAAAUAAUAACGCGCGAGCAGCGACGCAUCUCAUCUUGUUUCCAAGAUCUAUAUCUUCGAGAUUCCAAAGGUAUAAUUACUUAUACUUCCAUCACGAGUACACUAACCAUCUGCUUCAACCGCAUCUCAGUUCUCUCUUCUCUCAAUCUUUAUUAAAGAUAAAAAGAAGACUGAUCGUCUAGAUAUUCAUUCGUCAGUGUUUCGUCGUACCGAGUAUUCCUAUCGGGUAUUCAAUCUAUCAGUCAGUACAGAGAGUUUCGAUCGUUCAAAGAUCUCUUUGUAAAGCCAUCGCAGUUCAACGUUUAUUAAGCGUAUCCCUUCAUCACGAUUAAACGUCCAAAAAUAUUUAUAGAUCAUUACGUGAACGAUGUGAUCUCGAAUAUACGCGUGCACGAUUCGCUCAGGCGUUUACAACGCGCUUAAGCAUUAAAAAACGUCUGUCUAGUUUUACUUCUUCUCAUUAAACGCCACACGCCAGGACAUCACAAUAUCCAUUUACCAAUUUUUAAUUCAUCAAAAAUUCAAACGACUAAUUUUUACGAUUUGGUAUCAUUGCAAAGAUCGAGGACUUGAAUUCAAAAUAGUAUUAACUUCAGAAAUCAAAAAUUUUUAAGAAAGAAAAUUAAUAUAUAAUUCAUUCUUUUCUAUUUUUUUUCUUUUUUGUUUAUUAUACAUAUAAUUUAUAUCUGAAAACUCUCACGCAUAUU